Molecule: messenger RNA, 2619 nt
Organism: Exaiptasia diaphana
Lineage: Eukaryota; Metazoa; Cnidaria; Anthozoa; Actiniaria; Aiptasiidae
Product: arylsulfatase B
Exons: 9
Coding region: 156-2390 (744 amino acids)
Source: RefSeq, a predicted model, not a curated record
AAGGAGUCACAUUGUUAUCUCAAAAGUAUUUUUCUUAUCUGAUGAACUGGAUGUUAUGGUUUAGAUUGCGUCCAUUUUAAAACAACCACAAGAACUGAUCAAAAAUCCUUUUCGAAGUCUUCAAAGGCUGAAGUUCUACUAGUGGACUCCAGAAGAUGGCAAUGAGAGCGAAAAAUGUCAGGUCUUUGCAAAUAAUUGCGGUAUGUACUUUGAUUGUAUUAACCGCUGGCAAGAACGGCAAAYCUCAACCCAAUAUCGUCAUGAUUGUUGCUGAUGACUUGGGCUGGGAUGACGUCAGUUUUCACGGCUCUUCCCAGAUCCCUACACCACAUAUCGAUAAAUUAGCCAAUGAAGGAGUUAUAUUGAAUGGAUACUACGUAUCACCUAUAUGUACUCCAUCGAGAGCGUCGUUCAUGACUGGGAAGCAUCCUGUCAACUUAGGUAUUCAGCAUGCAACAAUAUUUGGAACACAGCCAUAUGGUCUUCCGUUGGGUGAAAUUACUACACCACAGUACAUGAAAUCACUAGGAUAUAAGACUCAUGGUAUAGGCAAGUGGCAUUUGGGGUUCUUUGAAAAGGAGUAUAUACCGACAUAUCGCGGCUUUGACUCAUACUACGGGUUUUGGAACGGAAAAGAGGACUACUGGGAUCACUCGUCACAAGAAGACGUCUGGGGAUUCGAUUUACGCGAUAACGAGCAGAUUGUUAAAAACGAGAGUGGUCACUAUGGUACCGAGUUAUACGCCCAGCGUGCUGUCCAAAUYAUCCAUGACCAUAACCAAUCAAAACCGCUGUACUUGUACUUGGCUCAACAGGCCGUACAYUCUGCCAAUGAGAGAGAGCCGCUGCAAGCACCAACAAAACUUGUUAAUGAAUUCUCAGGGAUUCAUUCUCACCCAAGACGUAUCUAUGCCGGGAUGGUUACAGCUCUUGAUAUUUCUGUUGGGAAAGUAUACAAAGCUUUGAAAAACUCCGGUAUGCUUGACAAUACUGUAUUGGUAUUCACGACCGACAAUGGAGGAGCGCCACGGGGCUUUAACUGGAAUCAAGGUUGCAACUAUCCUCUCAAAGGUGGCAAAGACUCGUUCUGGGAGGGAGGGGUGAGAGCGGUUGGAUUUGUCCAUAGUAAACUUAUAAAUAAAAARGCUCGCGUCAGCACACAGAUGAUCGACGCAACUGAUUGGCUGCCUACUUUUUAUCACCUUGGAGGAGGUGACGUAAGYCAGAUUCAAGACGGUAUAGAUGGCAUGAAUGUAUGGGAUACCAUCAGCGAUGAUCAGCCAUCUCCUCGUACUGAAAUACUACACAAUAUUGAUCCAAUACGAAAAUUUGCUGCAAUCAGGGUGAAUAAUUAUAAACUUAUUGUGAAUCAAGAUGCAGUUUACAAACAAACAUGGCAUCCUAGGUAUGACGAAAAACASCAAGGUGAAAAUACUAAGGUUAAAACUCUACCAGGGGCUGUAGUGGAYUGYGGACAAUGGAGCACAAGUAAAGGCAAUACAUGUGAUACAUCGGAAUUUCCUUGUCUGUUCGACAUAUCAAACGAUCCAUGUGAAUACAACACGAUAGCAAACGACAACCUUCAUAUUGUAAACCAGUUACUAGAAAGACUYAUUCAAAUCCAGAAACAAGCUCGACCAGUAUGGUUCCCUGAAAGRGAUCCUAAAGCAAAUCCCGCUUUAUUCAAUGGWUUUUGGGGACCAUGGCGGRAGAAUCCUGCRAACGCUAAAAUACUUAGCGACAUGGCAGCAAAGAUUCCACAACUUGGCAAAAAGUCGAAGACCUUGAAGAAAGAAAGCAAUACGAACAACCAAACAGCAGUUUACAAAGGUCAUGCAGAAUUCCACACAAUGCUAAAAAAGAUCCUUAAACAUACGAAAGGAAARAACAAAGAUAAAAAAGCUUCAAAGCGAACCGAAGCAAAAAAGACAACAAUCUUUAGAAACGAAAAGUCACGGAUUCGCAAAAAAGUGUUUACUCUGUACACAGARAUGAAAGAGAAGACGCGYAACAAAGAAGGAACGACAACGUCAAGCGAGGAGAAGAACAAACUGAAUUCUGGUAAAGAUCACAUCAUAAAUACCRACAAACUGAACACUAUAUCUCGUGUUAAGAGAAGCAUUGAAGAAGCUUCUGAAAGUCAAGAUGAUGCAGUUCGAUCCAUUGUUAGACAAAGCAUUGAACAGAAACACGAUAGUGCAAAAUCACAAGUGAACGGCAGAGAUGAUMUAAGCUACGUUAUAAAAAACAUGAAAGAAGACUCACAAAUACCUCAAUUUACUCAUGGGAAAAGCAAAAAUUACGUGCGUCGCUCUGAAAUUCCUAAACCAGAGAAAUCAAGGAUAGAAACAAUAUUAGAAUCGCUUUCAAAGGCUUUUGGAUAUAGUUAACGGUAUAAACAAAUACAUAUAGUUGUUUUUUUAAAAAAUAUUUUAAGCAACGCAAGAGUAAGUCCCGCUCCAUUUCUACCAGUAAGACAGACUGAGAAGUGUUAUAAACACUUUAAUUCUAGGCCAGAAAAUCCUCUUCCUGCAGUGUCAGCACCCUUAAACUGUUGGUCGAGACAACAUGACCAGAAUUACUGAAUCAUAUAUCAUUAAACAAAAUAUUAUAGUUAAA